Messenger RNA from Cannabis sativa, 663 nucleotides. RefSeq names its product probable pectinesterase 67. Gene Ontology annotation, molecular function: pectinesterase activity. Gene Ontology annotation, biological process: cell wall modification. NCBI's taxonomy places the organism in Eukaryota, Viridiplantae, Streptophyta, Magnoliopsida, Rosales, Cannabaceae. The transcript is spliced from 4 exons. The coding region runs from base 1 to 663 and encodes 220 amino acids. The record is from RefSeq and is a predicted model, not a curated record.
AUGUUGAGUCUGCAACGUUUAAGGUUGAAUCUCCCCACUUCAUUGCCUUCGAAUGAAGCUCCAACUGGGGUGGCAUACACAUCUCAAAAUCAAUCAGUGGCAGCAUUUGUGGCUGCAGACAAGGUUGCCUUUUACCAUUGUGCAUUCUACAGUACUCACAACACUCUCUUUGAUUAUAAAGGCAGACAUUACUACGAUAAUUGCUAUAUUCAAGGCUCUGUGGACUUCAUUUUUGGCCGUGCAAGAUCACAAUAUCACAGCUGUGAGAUAUUUGUAAUCUCGGACAAAAGAUUGGCAAUACAUGGAUCAAUCACAGCACAUAACAGGGAGAAUCCAACUGACAAUAGUGGUUUUGUGUUUGUUAAAGGAAAGGUUUAUGGUACAGAUGAUGUUUACUUAGGAAGAGCAAAAGGGCCUUAUUCUAGGACCAUCUUUGCUAAGACAUACCUUUCUAGGACUAUUGUCCCACAAGGUUGGACUAACUGGAGCAGUGGAGCCAACAGUUCAGAGAACUUGUUCCAGGCAGAGUUCAAAACCCAUGGACCAGGAGCAGACACUGAGUAUCGGGCUCCUUGGUCGAAACAGCUGACAGAAGAAGAGGUUGGUCCAUUCAUGUCCAUCGAUUUCAUUGAUGGGACAGAAUGGCUACCAGUUUGGCUAUGA